Molecule: messenger RNA, 1920 nt
Organism: Trichosporon asahii var. asahii CBS 2479
Lineage: Eukaryota; Fungi; Basidiomycota; Tremellomycetes; Trichosporonales; Trichosporonaceae
Product: capsular associated protein
Exons: 2
Coding region: 1-1920 (639 amino acids)
Source: RefSeq, a predicted model, not a curated record
AUGCGGCAGUUUAAGAGUCUCUCUCCGAGAGGCCGCGUCGCUGCUGUCGCAGGCGGGUUUGUCGCCCUCAUCGUGCUUCUGCACGUCCUCUUCCCAAGCUCGCUUUCCACGACACGGCGAUGGACGACCGCCUCGUCAUCCGUCCUCCGCUCGACCUUCCUGAGGGGCAAGGCGAACGCACCCCAUCCUCCGAUCCAGCAUCCAAUUCCUAAGCUGAUGGCCGACGCCCAGGAGGCGUUUGAACGCAAGGUCAAGAGUCAGUCGAAGACCCUCCGCGAGGCCGUGGCCGAGUACCGCCGCCGAUACAAGCGCGACCCGCCCAAAGGAUUCGACGACUGGUGGGAGUUUGCCAAGGAGCACAAGGCUAUCAUGGUCGAUGAGUAUGACCAGUUAGUCAACGACCUCGAGCCCUUUUGGCGCUUCACCGGUGCCGAGAUCAGGCAGCGUUGCAUUGAUGUCGGUUACCUUCCUUCCGUCGACUUGGUGCGCAUUGAGAAUGGCACGACCCGACUCAUCGAUGUCUCAAAGGGUUUCGUCGAUUCAGAGGUCGGCGCUCGCGCUGUUGGUUUUAGCACGAUGCUCGCAAAGUUCCAGAACAAGUUGCCGAACAUGGACUUCCCCAUCAAUGAGAAGGCCGAGGGUCGUAUUCUUGUUCCGUGGGAGGAGCAGCGAUAUCACAACUUGACUGCCGACACUUCCAAAGGAAUCAAGCACGUUCUCGGAGGUGACUUCAUCCCCGACUGGCGCGCCGACGGCAGCGUUUGGGAAGCAUACCGCAGGACCUGCGACCCUACGUCCCAGGCUCGACGACUCUUUAGCUCGCUGCACGCCCAUUUGAAGGAGAGCCAAGUUCCUAUUUCGCGUCUAGCUAAGGCUGGCGUAUCCACAGAUGUUGUGGACGACGACUUCAUUUUCGCCAAGGAUGUCGACGACAAGUUUGACUUUUGCGACCGCCCAUGGGCUCACUACAAUCAAGGUCACUUCUUUUCUGACUGGCGCACUAUCCACGCUCUUUAUCCAAUGUUCUCGCCCGCCAAGGGAUCAGGGUUCGGCGACAUCUUGAUUCCCAGUCAUUAUUACUACUUCCCGACGAAGCUGUACGCUUACGGUUGGUGGUGGUUACACGAGCCCAAGGACGUCGAUGACAUGGAAGUGCCCUGGGAAGAAAAGUCUGACGACAUCUUUUGGCGCGGUGCAACUACCGGAGGUGGUUCUUCGCCCCCGGGCUACCUCCCUCAGUACCAGCGCCAUCGCCUGAUCAAGAUGGCAUCGGACCAUUCCAACACCAACAAGACAAUCGUUUUCGCGGACCCGCCCGGCACCGACAACUUCAUUUCGGCUCCCGUUCCCCUCGCUGAACUUAACAAAGAGAUUAUGGACGUGGCGUUCACCAGGGCUGUCGGAUGCGUGCAGUACCCUGGCGGCUGCGACCGCAUGCGCAAGGAUCACCGCUUCGCCGACGCCGUUCCACUGGGUGAGAACUGGAGCCACAAGUACCUAAUCGACCUUGAUGGCAUGGGCUACUCUGCUCGUUUCCCUGCCCUACUCAAGUCAAAGAGCGCCGUCAUGAAGACAACAGUCUACACCGAGUACAUGUCCGAGUGGAUCCAGCCGUGGCUUCACUACAUCCCGGUGUCCCAAGCGUACAAUGAGAUUUACAACAUCUACGCCUACUUCUCUGGCGCCACGCCGUCCAUGCUGAACGCGGCGAAUGCCACAAGAGAUCAGUUCCAGUCGGCGGGACACCACACCCACAAGCUCGACACUGACGCUGAGCUUCGCAAGAUUGCCGAAGCCGGUCGCGAAUGGAUGUUUAAAAUCGGCCGCAAACUCGACAUGGAGAUCUAUCUCUACAGGCUCUGCCUUGAGUGGGCUCGUCUUAAUGCCGACGACCGUGAGGCCAUGAGUUACAAGGGCUAA